Molecule: messenger RNA, 1063 nt
Organism: Aspergillus brunneoviolaceus CBS 621.78
Lineage: Eukaryota; Fungi; Ascomycota; Eurotiomycetes; Eurotiales; Aspergillaceae
Product: HPP family protein
Exons: 2
Coding region: 246-884 (212 amino acids)
Source: RefSeq, a predicted model, not a curated record
CAGUCAACCGAUCGUUGCAGCAUUGCUUUAGGUAAUAGAAUCCCUGGGUUGCUGAUCCUCGCCCAUCCUCGACCAUCCCCGUGACAGACAGCCACUCACCGUCAUAAACGUCGAAGUACUCCUUCGAAAUACCCCUUCACCCGGACAGAAUCGACGACACACCUGUAUGCUACUCAAAGACACCAGGGCUCAGUUGUCGACAUCCUCUCCACUGCAACAGCCCCCUAUUCUUCUCCGAACCACUCAUGAAUGAGCAAGAGUUCCUGGCCCGCCUCCCGCCGUGGCUCAGCCACUGGCUCGGCUACCGCGCCAGCCCUCCCCAGCCCCUGCCCAAGUAUCAAGUCUGGCUGUGGUCGUUCAUCUCCGCCUUCUGCGGGCUCUGCGUCGUCCAGGCCAUCUUCAACUACUCCCACUACUUCCUGGACCGUCACGUACCGGGCAUUAUCGCCUCCUAUGGCGCCUCCGCCGUCCUCGUCUACGGCGCCAUCGAAAGCCCGCUAGCGCAGCCGCGCGCCCUCAUCUUCGGCCACUUCCUGAGCGCCCUGGUCGGCCUGUGCGUGACCAAGCUGUUCAGCCUGAUGCCCGACGCGGAGCGGUUCGAGUCCCUGCGCUGGCUGGCCGCCGCGCUCUCGUCGGCGCUGGCCGUCGUCGUGAUGCAGGUCACCGAGACCACCCACCCGCCCGCCGGCGCCACCGCCCUGCUCCCCGCCACCAACGAGGCCGUCUGGCAGCUCUCCUGGUACUACCUGCCCGUCGUGCUGCUCUCCUCCACCAUGCUGCUCGCCGUCGCCUUGCUCGUCAAUAACUGCCGGCGCCGGUACCCCGUCUUCUGGGUGGCGCCAGUCACGCCGAGGCCGGCGUUGCCGCGGGCGGAGGCGAAGUAGGAGGUGCUUUUUGGGGGCGUCGUGGGGUGAAUUGUGGUUGUUGUUGUUGUUGUUGUUGGGAUGGGGUCUCUUGCACGGGUUUGCGGGCGUUGAUUGAGCUUAGGUGUUAGUGGUUGGGUGUUACGGUCAAAGAGCCUUGUGGGAUGAUUCUGCUGAGGUUUCUCUGGUUCGGUGUUCAG